AACACACACACACACACAUGUUUGCUCCACAUUUGCUCACUGCUCACACCGAAUCAUUAAUAGUAAAUUUACAAAUAUGUGGGUGUAGUGAAAAGUUAUAAACAUAUAAAAACAAUGAAUAUUAGAAGAAAAAUACAAUUUAAAAUAGUUAGAGGUAUAAAUGUGUAUGAUUGAAUUUUAUUUAAUUAUAACUAGAAGAAAAUAAUCAUCAUGGAGGAGACAUUUUACAAUUCCACACCUCCAUCAUUUUCUAAAAUUGCUCCAGCAUAUUGGAAUUAUUCGGAUCAUGUUAUGUUGGAUGACAUUAAAGUCGAUAGCAAUUUUAUUUGGUUGCUUAUUUCAUUGGUGUUAGCAAUAAUUUGGGUUUCUUAUAUAACAUUUUAUAAUAGUCGAGUUAUCGGAUAUAUUAUAACAAGAUUGUUAAACCGAUUUGUGAUAAGAGAUGGUUACGUUAAAGUUGGAUCAUUUACAUUAUGUGCAUUAAGUGGAAAAAUAAUGUUUAGAGAUAUAGCUUACACUACGACUGAUUAUAGUUUAAGAAUUCAGGAUGGAUGGUUAAUAUUUCGAUGGUGGAGAAGCUACAUUCCAAAAGAUAUUUCCGAAGAUUUCUCGCACUCUGAUACACGUCUAUCCGUUUUGUUAAAUGGCUUUGAACUACAUGUUUAUAAUCGCUGUCAAAUGUAUGCACAAUUAGAGAAAGCUUUUGGCCUAACGCCGCAAAUGUUUCAAGACAUUGAAAUACAUAAUGUAAAUAUUGACGAUCGUGAUGCGGAAUCAAUAAGUAAUACAGCAAAUGAAACGCGACAACAAAUUAAUGCAAUGGACGUUUCACGGCACGUUGAUAAUAUAAGAAAACAAGAAGCUCACGUAAUUGCCAGAACGUGGCGUGAUCUUAUUCCAGUUAUUAAAUUAGAUAUUUGCACUGGCCGAUUAGUGUUUGGUAAUCGAUUAGUACCCACAACAUUAUCGAUAACAGUAGAGGAAGCACACUUUAUGUAUUCAACAAAACCAGCGGCAUCACGUCACGAUCAUUUUAUGCAUUUCACUAAAUGUAAAGCGGAAAAUUUCAAAGUUAUUUUAGCACCAAGUCCCAAAUACACGGGAAUGUUGGAUGAUCCCCCAAGAUAUAUGGGAGAGGGUUUUGUUGUUUUAAGUUCAAAUAAUAUUGAAUUCUAUUAUUAUAUGGAUGAACCUGGAUUUGUACCGGAUCAUCCGGAAAUGAUUCGAUUGGCAAAUGGAGAUAUGGUUGAGGCGAUGCCACCAAUUUGGGGAAUUGACAUUAAAUGCGGUAAAGGAACAGAUUUCAGUUAUGGUCCAUGGGCCGAUCGGCAAAGGGAACAUUUAUUUAAAUUCUUCUAUCCAAAUGAUUAUCAACAUUUAAAAGUUACAAAAUCUCCAAUACCAGGGGAAAAAAGACAAGUUCAAUCGUUUGAUAUUCGUUUGUCGACAUUAAAUGAAGCGACAAUUGAUAUAUUAUUUAGUAAAAAUCGUGAAACAAAUGCCGUUCACGUUAACGUUGGCGCUGGUUCAUAUUUGGAAAUAACAAUGCCAUGGAUUGUUUUACAAGAUGGUUUUACGACAAAAAUUACUGGACAAUUGUUACAUCUUGAGGCGACGACAAGUCUUCAAUAUCGUAGUUUAGUCGAAAGUGAAACAUUGGAAUUCAGUGUUAAAUGUCAUUAUCCAAUAAGAUGGAAUGAUCAUCAAGAGUGGUCAUUAAAUUUGACUGGUUGUAAAGCAACUGCGAAUCUAGUCUACUCGCACAAAGAAUUUUUUCAGGAUAUGAUUAACGAUUGGGCGAGUAAAGCAAGACCGGAUAUUUUACAUUUUGUGCCAUAUACUUGGAAAAUAAGUUUGAUAAUGAAAGAAUUUGAAGUGAUAACAAUAAGUAAUGAAUAUAAUUGGAUUGAUUGCUCAUCACAAAAUCAAGAGAAUGCACACAUUGCAUUUUGUGGUGAAUUCUUUGAUAUGUCAUUUGAUUUGCCAUUCACGGAUUAUCUACCAGUGACAAUACCAUUACGUUUUUGGCUUCAAGGCGAAAGUGUUGAUCUUGCUUUCUAUUUACCAGAGGUGAAUACAAAUCGUGUUGUUUUAUUGGCAUUGAAUAAAAAUGCAAAAAUUUUAACACGUGACGGUACAUGUAAACCAAUGUCAGAAUUAAAACGUGGUAAAAAAUGGAGAAACGUUUGUCAAAGUGGAUUAGGUUGGGUUGAUUGUUGGUCAGUGCCAAUAGCAGCUGUGAGUAUUAAUUAUAUUUAUCAUCCAUGUCCACCAUUGGGACCAACGCCACAAGCAAAUAUAACAACACCUGAGAAAGAGGAAAUUCUCCUCUCGCCAAUGCGUAUACCAAGAUGUCGAAAAUCACCAGGACUUCAUUGGACGCAGGAUGGAAAUCAAAAAUUUGAUCCACAAACAUUGACACCCGAUAAAGUGAGUCUUGAUCUUGAAAUUGGACCAUCGGUUCUUAUUUUAAAUGGAGCUCUAAUACGACAUUUUGUUCAUUUAAAAGAAAAUAUAUUUGGUGAUUAUCAAUCAUUUACGGAUAUGCAACAAACUCGAACUACCUCGACUACGGUAUCGGGUGAGAAAAAUAAAGAUAAAGACGCUCAAAAUAGUAGCGUAGAAGCAUCCGUUGAAGAAGAAGAAGCACGUGUAAAAGCAUUUGAUUCACGUGAUUAUCGUCCAUUGGAAGUUACUGUUGGCAUCACUAUACACGAUAUUCAAGCGCAUUUAGUGAAAAAUUGCAAUGACAAUGAUCCACCGUGUCCUAUUAUUUUAUUGGAACGUUUUGGAUUUGAAAUGAAAAAAGGCUAUAAGGAAACGCAACUUCAAUUAUUACUUUCACCGGCAAUAAUGCUCCUUACUGAUAAUGUUACAAGACCCAAUAAAGAACGACAUUUAAAUCAAGGACAUUUAAUGCUCAGCGCAUUACAAGUGAGAGGACACGCAAUGUUUAGUAGCGAGGGUCGAACAUUAGAUCAAGAAACAUUGGAAUACGCCUGGAUGAUUGAGGUACAAUUGGGAAAAUUGAGUGGCAAAAUUACAUCACCACAAUUACAUCAUUUAAUUACAUCGCUAGAAACUUUUCUUCUAAUGGCAAAAAAUUCGGAAAAUAGUUUACGACCACCCGAUCUUCCUCAUCAUUGUCAUCAUGGUCUUCCACCAUUACAAUGUCCUGAUAGUAAUCCAGACAAUCAUUAUCGUUGUCCAAGUUCUGAGGAUAUCAAAUAUAGAAUGACGAGGGUCUCAAUAGACGCCUUGGAUCUCUAUCUUCAGGAAUCGGGAACAGCGACACAAUUUUGGAUUUCGCCUAUUCGUGUCUCAACGUGUAAUUUACAUGGACAGCAGGUCAAAUCGGGAGUGACUGGUGUUUUACCCACAGUAUUAAUUCGUCAAUUUGUUUCAGCGUCUGGUCAUUUUGCUAAUACAAGUAAUACAAAUACAACAGGCAGUGGUAGAUCGCAUAAUAACGCAAGCAGCAGAAUGUCAGGAGAUGGAUCCGAUAUUUGGCUUGAAGUCGGAUCAGUAUCAUUGGGUCCAGUUGUUAUCGAAGCUGCAAUUUCACUUCCAACUCCCGAGCAUAAUCUUCAUUUGGUACAAAAUAAAUAUUUGAGAACACAUGACGAAUCGACAAAACGUCUUUGGUUUCUUUGGCCUCAGGAAAGUGGUGUUAAACCAACAAAAUGUGGAUGCAUUGGCGGUUGUGUUUUCUUUGGUAACAAUAAAAAUGGACAGAAAUUCUUUAAACCAAGUUAUCAUGAUCUUCACGAUGGAAUUAAUAUAGCAGCCUAUCGAAUUUACGAAGCUGGAAAGGAUAAAGGAUUUGGUCAAUCAAUAUUGCACGAGGGACAAUUAGUUUUCCACACGCCUCCCUAUAGUUUACAGGAUGUUACACUUCAGGAUGUUUGUCAUACUUCGUCAAAUUUAAAAGUACCCGGACAAGAUUCAUCGAAAAUUUGUGUGGAAAGAUCAAGAUCCGUUAUUGAUCACAAUAAAGAUUCAAAUGAUGAAAGUGCAAGUAUGAAAUUAAGUGCAACAUCUGCAAGUCCUCUCACUGGUAGUUGUGAUAGAAAAUCACUGGGUCGACGUUUUUCUUACACUUCCAACAGGGGAUCAAAUAUAAGGGACGUUCCAUAUUCCCGAUUAGUUGAUGCAAGUCCAAUUAGUCAAUUGCCACAAAAAUUGGAUUCGGAUUCAAUUCUAAAUACCGAACGCAGUAAAUCAAUUCUCAAUGUUCCGGAAAUUGAGACAGCGCCAAAAAGCAGUGUCUCUGAUUCAAAACUUGCUGUCGAUUAUUUUAGUGUACAAGAAAGUGAAUCAUUUCAACAGACUAGUCCACAAUCAUGGAAAAUUAUUACAACAGAACCAAGUCCAAUAUCAACACAAUUCAAAGGAACUGAAUCAAUUGUCAAUGUUUCUGAUUCACAUCAUUCACUUUCAGCUAAAUCAGAUUCAGAUGAAAGACUAAAGCAAGAGGUUCAACGUACAGUGUCAAUGUCAUCGGAGAAUCAUUCGGAGGCAUUUUAUUCGGCUGAUGAAGAUACAAGUCAUGGUCUUGGUGGAAGUCGUACACCAAGUUUACGUCAAUCAAUUAUUGGUUCGGGUCCAAUUUUAACACGUAACGAUAGUAUGAAAAAGAAAUUCUCCUCUGAUUUAUCAAUUGUUGAAAGUUCAGCGAAUGUGAAUUUUAUAACAAGUGAAAAAGCACACACAUUAGAGAGAGCAAAACCACAAUCGUUAAAUGCAAGAAAAAGUCCUCGUUUACCUGGUAAUAUGACAACAUUUCAUAGAGAUGUUGAACCAAAUGAAAAUGGUCUUCUUCACGAUUCAUCUGAUAGUCAUUCGGUAUCAUCGACAAGUUUCAUAUCGGCAGUAUCGUCACAGGAGGAUAUGACAUUGGUUAAUUUACAUAUGCAGGUUAAUAAACCAAUUGUUGAUUCACCAUUGUUGAUGUCAAGUUAUGUGAGUCAUUUAACGCAAGUACGUUGCUGUAAUUGGAGUCAAUCAUCAUUGCCAAGUGGUGGUGGUGAUGCUUUUACAACGCCAUUAUUUCAACCAACUGAAGAUGGAAGAUUAGUAUACGUUGGUGGUCGUUAUGUUCCAAAAUAUGAGACAUUAACCGAGGGAUUUACAACAUUAAAAAUGAUCACACGAAUUGAUGGUUCACCAAAAGCGUGCUCAUCAAAUAAAACACCAACACAUCCCUAUGUUUGGGAUAGCGCGACAUUAAUUAGUUCCGAAGGUGAGGAUGAUAAUGCCACACAUGAUGAGGAAGAACUUCUUGCAAUGCAACAUGAAACUGGAUCACGAACAACAGUUAUUGUGAAAUUAAAAGGCGAUCUUGAUAUAAUGAUAAGUCCAAUGGUUCUUGAAUCACUUCAACGAUUUAUUGAUGCAAUAACACCGACACUUGCCACUUUGCAUCCACUAACAAUUAUUAAUCACGUGCAUAAUGAAUGUAUCGGUAAAGUUGAGGAUGCAAAUAUUUUGAAACAAGAUCAAACACUUUCUUAUUGGAGUCAAGUGCAAACAAGCUCAAAACGAUCAACUGCUGAAAGAAAUGUAAAAAGUGAUAAUGGAAAAAUUGCUUUACAAACAAGUGUCUAUGAAGAAAGUAUAACAACACAAAUUCAAGGUAGUAUAACAUUGCCAAAAAUUAAUAUCACAUUACUUCAAGCAUCAGUGGUUGAGGAAAUUAUUUCAUUCUCAGCGCUUGACAAUAUUCGUGAUCUCACUUGUGUUUCAUUGUUUGCAAUUUGUUUUGAUGAAGUUACAGCGAGAUUUUAUCUUGGUAAACAAGCACGCGAAGUGGUGCAAACAUUUCAUAAACCCGCUGUUUUGCCUAAUCAAAAAAAAGUGAAUAAAAUAACAAAAGCAUUUUUACCGGGUCAUAGAACAGCGGCUGUUGUUGCCGAUAUUGGUGGCGGUGAAACUGUUUAUAUUGAAACAUCAGAAAAACAACAGGAGGAAAUUAUUGUCACAUUAAAUAUUGGUAAAGUACAUUCACAAUUACGUAGAUUGAGAAAUGAAUCGUCAAUUUUAAAAGAUGCUGUUAUCACCGCAAUACCUGGACAACAUUCAAAAGUUUUAUUCACCUGUACGAGAAUUUCAUCGCCUUUAAAAUGCGUUGAUUAUUAUCUUCAACAGCCAUCGGAGGAAAAAGAAAAACCAGGGGCAACUGAGGAAUUUACCAUUGGAACUGGAGAAGAUAGACUUGGAUUUAUAAUGUUCGAAUGUGGAUUUGAAGGUAUUAAGCUAAAAGUUGCUAAGAGAUCGCAAUUCGAAAAAGGCGAGAACGGAAGCGAUGAGAAGAAAAUUGAAACGGAAAUAUUGUACAAUGAUAGUGUUAAGAGUCAAGAUGAAUUGGAUAAUUCUACUCCUUUAAACGCGGAAAUGAAUGAUACAGAUCAGCCAACAACGCCAAAUACAGCUCAAGUGAAUAAUAGUGCGACUAGUAAUAAUCUCGUCGCAAAAACAACAAAUGGAAAUACUGUUUCUUGUGUGAUUGAAUUAAAGACAGUGUGGUUUAAUUUUGCCGCACCUCCACGUACGCCAAUAACAAGAAAAAUUGAUUUUACAAGAUUAGAUUGGAAUUUACUUAGUACAGCAUCGCCAGCAAUAAAUGCCUGGAUGAAUCCAAGUAAUCGAUUUGCAAUUCAAAUUAUUAAUAUGUUUCGAGCAAUGUAUAGAAGAUCGACAGCUGUUGUUGCUUGUUUAAUGGCUGAAGCUUUAGAUAUUCAAGGAAUUCAUAUGCCAGCGAAGAGUCGAUAUGGAAGACUCACGCCACUUGCCAAAACUCUUCAAGAGGAUCCGUCUUGUCAAUUAUGUAGCGUUUUACAAAGUUACGUAAUACUCACCGACAUUUUUAUGAUUGAAGAGAAUCUUCACGAAGUCGAUUUGCCUCUUUUAUCAACCCUUCGUCAGGGCGUAAUUGUUUUGAGCCGACAAUGGAAAAACGUACUUUAUACACCAUUGUUACUGGAACAUAAUUAUAAAACAAAACAUGUUAAACCUCUUAAUGUCACUUUUGCUGUUUCCGAUCCUGAUGAGGAAAAUUUACUCACGGACGGUGAAGGUAGUGCAGGAGACGUUGACGAUCAGGAAGUCACUGACGAAUGUGCUAUGCUGAUCCAUACCGACAACUUGCACAAGCAAAGCCACGCAAAAAGUGGAAACGAUAAAGCCUCAGGUGUUUGUGGUGAUGGUUUGACGGUUCCGGUAAGCUCUCCUCGCGGGAGAGAUACCACUCCUUUAUCAACACCGGUACCAGGACCGGAUUCACUAACCUCUCCCUCUCCACCAGUAGCUCUUUCAAAAAAAGGAAGAUCACUCCAGCCCACACAAGUGCCUGUUAGUACUCGUGCCAGUAUUGUCUUUCCAUUGCUUGCAAGUGGAGGAUUAUUUAAUCAACCAAAAGAACCUAACAUCAGCUACGGAACAUUGCGAGAAGAGAAAACACCGCAAAUUUAUGUUUCACAUUCACAUCAACUUGGAUCAAAUCCAAGUAUUUAUUCCGGUGGAGGAGGACAUGGAAGUCAACACAGUACUGGAAGUUUGGAUCAAAUUACAUCGCCAACUGGUUAUCAUUCACGAGGUCCAGUUAAUGCCGGUGAAGACUUGUAUAGUUGGAUGGCGAAACAACAGGAAUUUAUCAAGGAGAAUGAUAAGAGUCACUUGAAAGGAAAUUGGGUCUUUCGGACCGAGCAAAAAAAUGUUAAGGACUCAAAAAUUAAUACAAUGACAACUGACGAUACUGAAGAUUCUGAUGUUCAAAGCCGGCCAUUUCUUUAUCCAAUGAAAGAUUCUCUAAGACUAUUGGAUGCUCAUUUAAUUUUCGAACCACUUUUAUCGUCAUUAUCUGUGAUGCCACAACAAAUGCUGUCGGCAAUUGGAUCCAGUAAUUUAAAUAAUGUUUCAUCGUUAGAUUCAUUAGGUUCAAAUUUGUCUCUUGUCGGUAGCAUGGAGACAAUGAGAAUUGAUAUUAUUGUCAGUGAAUUUGGUAAAAUUACCGAUAAAAAGAAAGGAAACAAAUAUCCAACAAAAAAAGGUGGAACCAAAUUUCAUUUAGACAUACCGCCAGAGACACCGGCAUUUUUGUGUGAAAAAAUCGGUAUCGAUGUGGAUAUUAAAAAAAUGGCCGAUAUGGCUGUUGACGAUAUGAUACAGAAGCAGAAUAUUUUAUAUAUUUCACGUGGUCAAUUAAAAAAGCACACAAGUACGAUUGUUAAUUUUAGUUUAAAUAUUCGUUAUAUUAGUCAACAAGUGAAUAUGCCACUUUUGAGAUUGUUGCAUCAAAUCAGUAAUAUGUAUCAAAAUUUCAAAGAAACACAAUUAGAACUAAAGGAACAACAGCCUGAAAUCAAGAGAAAUAAUAAUUUAACCGUUCAUAAUGCUCCAACAAAAAAUGGAUCAUCAUCGACAUCCGAUUUACAUGAACAACUUUUAGUUGGUGGUAAAAAAUCCGAUGAGCCAUUAAAUCAGAAUAAUUUUGAUACACAACAAAAAGUGACAUCACCAUCGUCAAGUAUACGAUCAAGACCACAAAGUUUUGCGCAAAAAUUACGAAGCACAGGAAAAAGUGUCAAAGGCUAUAUUAAUUUAAGUGAAGGUGUAAUAACACCAAAUUUCGGUGUCAGUCCAAAUGGUUCGGGUCUCGAUAAAUUCAGUAUUAUUUCGGAAAAAUGUAAAGACUCAUCAAAAUUAGCGCCACGUUGUUGGAAAACAAUUUACUAUCUUCUUGAUUUAUAUGCAACAAAACCUGAAACAAAAACUGUUGCACAUCGUUUUUCCGUACCAGCUGAUAAUGCGGAAAAUUAUAAUAAGAGUGGUAAAAAAUAUGAGGCAUUAAACGAAACAAAAGACACGGAUAUUGAGAAGGGAAUUAAUGCCGAGAGUAGUUCGACGCCAAUUCCACCGCAACGAGAACUGAAUUUAGUGACUGGAGAACGUACAAGAUUGAUAAUAUUUGGAGUGGCGAGAAUUCAUCGAACACGAUUAUUGGCGACAUUAAGUGGUUUAAAACUCGAAGCGGAAAUAACGAGUUUACACGCAAGUUUAACGUGUCGAAAAAAAUCACGACCAGCGAGUCUUGAAUGUAGUUUAACGGGACAAAUUGGACGAACGAUGAUUGUUUUAUUGGAAGGUGUUGCUCCAAGUCAACAGACAGUGGUUAAAGUCACUGUGGGAAAAUCACAAGCUUUAUAUUCAAGUGUUACCAGAAAACAAAAGGAUAAAAAUAGCGGUUUAUUAACUGUUGGCGCUGUUAAUAUUGACAUUCCACAGCAUCCGGUAGCAUUGCAUGGAAUGAUGACCAGGGGUAGUAAACAAUUAUCUUCCACCCUACAGGAAUUGAGAGUAACACGAGCGUCAUCGAGACUUUCGCGUGGACAACAACAGGAGGAGGCUGACGGUGCACCAGGAAGUCCACAUCAAUAUCCACCGGCACCAACAAUAGAUGUUGAGAAGCCACAACAUGUCUCGGGAUUAUUGGAGCCAAUUGUUAUGCAAUUUCAUCUUAUUUUACAAAGUCUCAGUAUCACCGCUGCCUUAUUGCCAUCACUUCAAGCACAAUAUAAAAUGGAUCAAGUCACUAGUUCUGGUAUAACUGGUAGUAAGGCUAAAUUUACUAUUGAUUUACCACAACAUAGUUUGAGUUUCACUACUAAAUUACAAGUGACCGAGGCAAAUUUACCAUCGGAAGCGAGUAUUGAACUUCCAAAAGUUCAUGUUUCCGCUGAAUAUAUUCAAGACGGAGGUAGCAGUUUAAAUGACAGUAAACUUGCCGAUGGUGUUGUUUUGAGACAGGGAAGCUAUUUGAGCGCAAAGGCAGAUAUUGGAGUAUUUGAACAUUCAUUAUCAACUGAUUUAUUGAAUCAUUUGGUAUUUGUGCAAAAAGUAUUUAUGAGAGAAGUAAAUGAAGUCGUGCAAAAAGUUUACGGAGGGGAAAAACCUGUGCCCCUGUGGCUUGAGGACGAAGAACCCGCAUCAACUUCUUCUUCGCUGAAACGAUUCCUAUUCACUUUAAUUAUACGAAUCAAAAGAAUCCAAUUAACAGCAACGACACCAACAAAUUCGGCAGUGCGACUUGAAACAGGUGCCGUUGAAUUACAACUAUCGAAUCGAGUGCAAAAUGUAUCUGGUUCAACGCAUAUGAAAUUAUUUGGUAAAGCACAAGUUGAUAUAAAUUUAAGUUUAGGACAAUUGUUGAAAAAUGUCAUGUUCGAGGAAGCGGAACCGGAAUUUCAACAAUUUGCAUUUUUUAAUACACGUGUUGGUCUACGCAAUGCAUUUCAGGAGGAAAUGGCUGAGGAUGAAGCAAAAGAAGUUGUAUUAAUAACAUUGAAACGUCCAUUAAUUUAUAUACAACCAAUUGCUGUUGAUAAAGCAGUUUUAGUUUGGUUAAAUUAUAAAAAUGCCUAUGAAUAUUGGAAUGAAAAAAGAUCGAAUUUAAAUAAAGAAGUAUUAACGGCAACGCAACAAGUUUUUGAAAAAGUUCCAUUUGGCCAAUUAACAAGUCAAUUGAGUGCACCAAAUUUAGGGACAUUAUUUUUACAAUUAACUGUCGAUGAUAUGGGAAUUUGCAUUCCAUUAAAUUCACUGCCACCAAAUAAUUGGGGAAUGAGUCGUGGACUUUAUGAUGGUGAAUCACGUGGCGCUGUUGUUAUUACAUUAGAAAAUACAAGUAUUUCAGCAUGUAGCAGUGGAAGUCUCGUUAGUAAAGGACGAUUUGUUGGUCUUUGUCUGAGAUUUGCAGAAGAUUUUGAAACAUCUUUAGAUGAUUGGAAACCAGAUAUGACGGAUAAUAAUGUAAUGAAUCUUUGUGUUGUUUCUGAAGGGACUUAUGAAGUUUGCAGUCGAACUAUUGCACAAAAACAAGAUAAAUCCGAUAAUGCAAAAUGGUUAUUAAAUGUACAAUGGCAAAUGGAAGGUGUUGAUAUUCAUUUGGAUGUGAGUGUAGGUAAACAAUUAUCAGCAUUGGGUCACACUUUAACGAUGUUGACAGGCUUUGAAGAAGACGAUCCUCAUGUUUCAUUGGAUUAUGACAGUGACGAUGGAGAUCAACCAAACAAUAGCACGAGCCAGGUUAAGAAAAAAGAAAGCAUUUUAAUGAAAAAAUCGAAAAAUUGGACAGACAGCUUACCGGCAUUUGUGUUUGAUCCGUCACUUGACGCGAAGAAACGAUCAAAAUUAAUUGAAAAAGAAAUGAACGAGCAAGCAAAAAUUAUAAAUGAUCUACGAUCGUUGGGCGCUUCUCAUGGAACAAUUGAACAGGAAAUGAAACGUUUACACGAACUCGAAGCCAUGGUUUUCAAAGAUUUCCGAAGGGACAUGAUUCAAAGAUUGAGAAGACAGUCUGUUAAAGCAUCGGGAAUAAAGGGGAAACUUGGUUUGGGAAGUAAAUCAAAUGCAUAUCGUUCACGAUCAUUUAUCGUUCCAUCACCAACUCCAGAACAUCAAGUUGAAAGUCCAGAAGAUUUAAAUGCUGAUAUAAAUUCCGCAAAUUCUGCAAGUUAUGAAAGUAGUCCCAGAAGUGGUCCAAGUCGAUCUGCAUCGUUGAGAGUUAAAGGACUCAGUGGACCACGUGUGACAUUCAGUGAUACACAUACAAUGUGCAGGCAAUCUUCAUUGCCAAGUGCAGGCUCAGAAUUAAGUUUACCCGAAGGGGAACUUAAUUGGCCCGAUACUAUUGAAAUUGAAGGUGAACAAGUUGAAUUAAGAAAAAAACAUCGUGACAUGAGUGUUACAUCGAGUUACGAUAGUAUGGAAGGAAAUGCGCCACUUCUUGAUUCAUUUGGAAAGGAACAAACAUCAACGACAUCAUCGCCACAUAUCGUACCACAAAAGCCUCAGGAGCCUAAUAUAGAUUUUGAACUCGAUGUUAAAGUUUUAAUUAAUAGCGGAAAAUGCGUUUUACAUACUAAAGAUCCAAAGGAGGACGAACUCAAAUUAUUAACGAGAAUGAAAAAAGAACGUUCUUGCUCUGGUGGUACAUUUGAAUUCCAGCCAAGUAGUCCCAGUAGUAGUAGAAAGCAUCUAAGCAGUAAAGAUAAAUCAGCAACUACAAGUUCAGCGAGAUUAAGAUUCGUUCAUCAUGCGAGCGUGCCUUUAGUAGAUUUGACCAUUUUUCACAUUCCAGGAUUAGAUGUUAAGAUACAUUAUGAGUCAAAAACACUUCCUGAAGAACCAAUUUCACCGCGAAUUGCAACUGAUCAAAAUAUAUUAAAUCCUUUGACGUCGAAUUUAUUGAAAAAAUCAAGCACAAAGAAAGCCAGUCUUUUUGCAUGGAUGACACUACAAAGUAUACCCGAAGAAACAAUUAUUAGUCCGCAUAUUCUUGAAUUUCUUGAACAAACACUUGAGCCAAUUCCAAGUAAAACGUCAUUUCACAGUGGUGGACAAACAAAUGCAAUGUUUCCCCUUGAAAAUAUGGAUAGUUCCUCGUGGGCCGUUUCUGCUGCAAGUGGAAAUUAUGUUUAUUCUAGUUUUCCAGUCGAUGUGAUUGUUUAUUUUCACAUGCAGCCCUCCACUUUUAGAUUUUCAUGUUUGCCGGUAUCGAGAGUGGAGUGUAUGUUACAAUUACCAUCGCUUGACAUUGUUUUUUCCUCGAAACGAGCUGAGGAAGAAUUGACUGAAUUCAAAGAAUACAAGACAAAUAAUAAUAAUGCGCAAUCAAUGGGAAAGGAGGCUGGUUCAGCGACUGGUGGAUUAUCAGUGACUGGUUGUCUUGCUGAUUUUUCCGUUUAUAUAUUUCACCCCUAUGGUGGUGGUAAAAAAUCAGGAUUAAAAGAGGCCCAAUGGUCACCAUUGUCCGAUAGCGAACGUAAAGACUCACUCAGUAUUAAUGUAGAAUUUGUGAAAUUUCAUUUGUCAAGAAGUCGUAAACUCAAUUUUCCCAAUGAGCAAUUGAAGAAAAUUGAUUCCAGCCGAGCCGUUAUUCGUUUUUCAACUAUUGUUGAUAUUGGUUCAGCGUCGUUUAAAUACGAUAUGCGUCGUUUAACGGAAAUUCUUGCUUUUCCAAAAGCAUGGUAUCGUCGUAGUAUUGUUCGACGUUUAUUUUUGGGCGAUUUAAGUAGCAGUGCAGCAUAUUCCGAAGGUGAUGGUACACCGCCUUUAAAUCAAGAGGAGGCUGUUAUGGGAAGUUCAUUGUUAAAACAUCACGAGAGACAUGGUGCAGAUAUACUUUCAAAAAGUGCUCCCGAACGUAGUCCAACUUUAAAUCGAGAUAAAUUAAGACUGAGUCUUGAAAAUGAUAUACCAAAACAUGCGCGGCUAAAAGAUAUUGGAAGAGGUUGGAGUUUUACUGCCGAGAAACAAGCGCCAUCAGAAGUGAAAAUGAGAGAAUCAGCAUGGGAAACAUUGGUUUUGUUUGCAAUUAAUUUUACACGCUUGAAUGUUCAUAUGAAUAUGGGUAACGUUAUGGGUAAUGUUUCUUGGAUGACAAAAGAUUUUCGUUCUGAUGGAAGAUUAUCGAUUGGAAGUACAGGACAUAAAAAUUUGUACAUUGGCGUUGGACUAGGUGGUUCGAGUUUAGAUGCAAAAGGCGGAAUUGUCGGUGGUAUUAUCGAACUGAGUAAAAUUGACACAUACAUACACAUUCGAGAAGAACCGGGAAUUGAACCCGAUCAUACAGUUGGUUUAAAGCUUUUUGCAUUGGAAUUGCGUCUUGAUUAUAUGGGAACGAGUGUUUUAAUGAGCCGUGUUUCUUCUCUUGACGUCACACUUAGGGAUGAAUGGAAAAUUAAUAGAAAUAAUAAAGAGGACGCUUUUAUGCCAACAAGAAGGCCAGCAAUUAUUUUCAUGCACGGCGAUUUAGGUUGGGAUCAAUUACAAAUAAUGAUCAGUAAAUCAACAACUGCUGAUCUCUUGAAAAUGUUUUAUAAAUUAGAUGAAUUUUUCAGUCAACAAUUUAAGAGUAGUAAACGAGUGUUUAGUUCAUUGCAACCACGACAUCAAAGAGUUAGCAACAGUAGCUUUAAGAAGAAGCAACAAAAGAAAAAAUCAACUACCGAAAGUAAAAAUCUUUUGGAAAUAUUUGAAAUGAUUUUCGGUCCGUGGACGAUGAAUCAGACGGCAAUUUCAGAUGCACGACAUCAUCGUCAUUGGCAACGUGUUUUGGCUCAAGUGGCUGGCCUUCAAUUAGGAAGUUUAAAAUUUUCUUUACCAUCAAAUGGAACCGUUCUUGGUGGUACAAUGGAAUUACAUGGAUCCAAUAUCAGUCUUGCUUGUUUUCAUGGGAUUAAUUUCAAAAGUAAAAAUUGGGCUCUUUUUUCCAUGAAGGAACCGUGUAUUAGUUUUGCCACUGAAGCUCAAGAAAUACCGAAUGUCGAAUCGCCAAAUACAUGUGACGUUCAUAUAGUUCAAACUUUAACGAUAAGCUUGGGUCAACAGCAAGAACAACACGCUAGACAUCAUUCAAUGGCAACAGUUUGUAGGCUCAGUAGAAGCGUUUUAUUUCCACCACAAUUUAAAACAUUACAGGAAUGGUUUCAUUAUGCGUUCGCGAGCAGUGAGAUCGAUGCUGUGGAUCGAUUCCCGUGUGUUGAACGUGAAAGAACGGACAGUACAUCAGAAAGUACGAAUCCAAUUCGUGGAAGAAGUACAUCAACUGCUUCUGGCAAAUUACAGGAACAUUCACACACAAGGGAAGUGAUAUUUGCUCUACCCUCAUUGCAAUUGCACUUAAAAACAGAACAUUUACAAAGUGCAAAUACACCCGAUGUUAUUGGACUGCCUAAACAUAUUUUAUAUAGUGAAAAGCCACUGGUGGAAUGCAGUUUUAUUACCGAAUUUGAGGAUCAUAUUUUCGUUACUGUUGAUGCUGAAGCCUUUUUCUUUUUACAUGAUCUUGUUACUUCUUAUGUGAAAGAAAAAGAACGAGUGAAUUAUGGAGCAAGAGCACAUAGUCCUGAGGCGCAAGAAAAGAAAAGUACAACUACAAAUACAAGUACAUCGAGUGCGUCUACAAAUUCUGAAGAUGAGAAGAAACGAAAACAAUAUGAUCCUACCGAGAUGUUUGUAAAAGAUUGGCGAUCGUACAGAUGUAAAACAUGGCAUCUCGAGCCCACUGUUCGAUUACUUUCAUGGGCCGGCAAAAGUAUCGAACCAUAUGGAAUCGAUUAUAUUCUACAAAAAUUGGGUUUCUCUCAUGCACGAACGACAAUUCCAAAAUGGAUUCAAAGAGGAUAUAUGGAUCCAAUGGAUAAAGUUCUCGCUGUUCUUAUGCUACGAAUGGUUUUGGCAAUACGCGAAGAACCCAUCGAGGACAAAGAGCACAAAAAAGAAAAAUCGUGAACCUAUCAAUAAGGAUCUCAAAUAAAAAAAAAAAGUAUACAGAAGAGGAGAAGAAAAAAAAGUCUGUAUGAUAUUCAUUUUUGUGAUAUAACGUCCAAAUUUUCAAAAAAAAAGAAAACUAGUCUCUUAAAAAAAAAUUGCUUCAUAAAGAGUCAUAAAUAGAAAUCAACGACUGUGAAGCUUCGAUUCACAUAUACAUAUAUAUUUAGUGUUCAAUAUUUAUAAUUAAAUAUAAAUAUAUAUAUAUUAUAAUUAUAUACCGAGAAGAAUAGACGAGAAAAAAAAAGAAAUAUAUAUAUUAAUAUCAUCGAAAAAGUGAUAAAUAUUGAUCUAAUAUUGGAAAAGGCAUCGUAGUUAGCCAUUCCUGAGGAAUAAUGACGAAAUAAAAAAUCGUCGAUCUUUCUCGUGAUGCAAUUGCGUUUUAGAUGAAUGUGAUAUGUUACAGUGCAAAUUUCAUAUUUCUAGCGGUAUAUAUAUAUAUAUAUAUGUGUGUGUAUAAUUCGAGUAUAUGCAUAUAUGUGAUUUAUGAAUGAACCUAAAAUGAAUGUCGAAGCAAAAUAAUAAAACCACCCAAAUGUGGUUCACCGUGUCUUUAUCAUAUUUUACUCUAAGUGUCACAAAAGUAAUUAGUACAUUAUUGUAUAUGUAUAUAUAAUCGGUGGAAAGAGAAUUUAAUCCCUAAACUAAAAAAAAACAAAAUCAGAAAUUUUUCGAUUUUCCGGAAUUUUCUCUUUUUAAAAAGGAAAUUAAUUUUGAUUUAUUAUUCAAUUUUUAUUUUGUUUAUUAUUCGGAUAAUCGUAAAAUGAAGAUUUAUAGAAAAGAAAACACUUUGUUGUAACGUGUAAUUAACUGUUCUUUUGGUAAAAAUAAUUUUUUUAACGUGCCUCGUUUUUAUACACAAAAAAAAAAACAAAAUAGUUAAUUGUGAAACGACAAAAAAAUCUUUUUAUCUAUAGAAUAAUUAUUCGUUACAUAAAAACUGCACUUUGUAAAGAAAAAAAAAAAAAUUAAUAAUGGUGCUACGGUUUAUACAUAGGACAUCGAAUUAUUUAUAUUUGUUUAUUUUAAUCCUAUAUACAUAUAUAUAUAUAGGUAUGACAGCAUAUCAAUAAGUAGUGAAUGAUUUUUCCAGUUAAAAAAAAAGAGAAUAAGAUUUUCCUUAAAUAGCUUUUGCAUUCUUAGCGCAAAUAAUAAUUGUGUUCGAAAACACAUUUUUUUCGAAAAACAAAAAGACAUUCACGUGUGUAUUCAUAAUAUUGAAACUUUCUUUCCAAUACUCAAAUUAUUUCUCAUUUUAACAUAAAAAUAUAUUGUUUUUUUUAACAAUUAUUAUCAGGAAAAAUGUACCGUUUUUGUUUCAUUGAGAAAUAAUUAAUUUUAAAUUGUUAUUAUUAAUUUAUUUGAACCAUUUUGUUCAAAAUAAGCAAAAACACAUUAGAUUUACAAAAUGAAAAUUUUUGAUUAGUUUUAAUUUAAAUUUACGUAAUUAUAUAUUUUUUUAAAACUUAUUUUCUAUUGUAUUAUAUAUAUAUUUUUUUAAUGAUUUAUCAUUAAUUUACUUUUUGUGUAAAAGCAACAGGGUUUUUAUGAAUGUUUUUAUAAAAAAUAAUUUUUAUUAUUUAAAUGUAAUAUUAAUAAUUAAAGUAUAAAUAAAAUAGUCUUUGAUUUAUUAAUUAGGAGAAAAUGUAAAUAAUAAAUUAAGCAAAUUUUUAAAUUUAAGAUUUGUACAUGAUUAUUUAAAAUAUCAGGGAUACUCUUUUUCUUAGACCAAAAAUAUGUAAUAGUGUUUUUGCUAAUUUUAAUCAAGAUGAUUGUUAAUAGAUUUUUUUGCUGAAAGUUAUUUUCAUUUUCUGCGUUUUGAAGAAAAUUAUUCGUCAUUUACAGUAGCAAAAUUAUAAAAUCGUAUACAUAUUAUACAUAUUUGUUGAUAAUUUAUGAUAAUAAAUCAAGAAGCAAGUUUUCUGAUA
Messenger RNA from Leptopilina boulardi, 17258 nucleotides. RefSeq names its product transmembrane protein KIAA1109 homolog (gene tweek). Bases 211 to 15291 code for a protein of 5026 amino acids. The record is from RefSeq and is a predicted model, not a curated record. NCBI's taxonomy places the organism in Eukaryota, Metazoa, Arthropoda, Insecta, Hymenoptera, Figitidae. Gene Ontology annotation, biological process: synaptic vesicle endocytosis. The transcript has 47 exons.